Molecule: messenger RNA, 505 nt
Organism: Onthophagus taurus
Lineage: Eukaryota; Metazoa; Arthropoda; Insecta; Coleoptera; Scarabaeidae
Gene: RpLP2
Product: Ribosomal protein LP2
Biological process (GO): cytoplasmic translational elongation
Cellular component (GO): ribosome; cytosolic large ribosomal subunit
Molecular function (GO): structural constituent of ribosome
Source: RefSeq, a predicted model, not a curated record
GGACCCCCCACUAGAUGUCGCAACCGAUUUGACGUAUCACCAUUUCUCUCUUUCUUACUAACCUCAUCGAUAGUAAACACGUUUCGUGUCCAAACGACUUAAAAAAUGCGUUACGUGGCUGCUUAUCUUUUAGCCGUCCUUGGGGGAAACGCCGCCCCCAAAGCGGCCGAUCUUGAAAAGAUUUUAAGUUCCGUUGGGAUUGAAGCUGAUGGUGAUCGUGUUAAGAAAAUCAUUGGGGAUUUAAAUGGAAAAUCGAUUGAGCAAUUAAUCACCGAAGGUAGAGAAAAACUUUGCUCUAUGCCUGUUGGGGGAGGAGCAGCCGCCCCAGUUGCAGCUGCCGCAGGAGCCCCCGCUGCUGCUGAAGAAAAGAAAGAAGAGAAAAAGGAGGAGAAGAAAGCUGAGUCGGAAUCUGAUGACGAUGACAUGGGCUUCGGUCUUUUCGAUUAAAAUGUUAAUAAAUUGACUUAUUUUUAAGAAUUUUUUAAUAAAUAAGUUUAAAAUAAAA